Nematostella vectensis (starlet sea anemone) is the source of this 4011-nucleotide messenger RNA. RefSeq lists its product as uncharacterized. The coding region runs from base 514 to 2820 and encodes 768 amino acids. Lineage: Eukaryota; Metazoa; Cnidaria; Anthozoa; Actiniaria; Edwardsiidae. The record is from RefSeq and is a predicted model, not a curated record. The transcript is spliced from 9 exons.
UUGACAGCGGUUAGGAGUCACCGCUAUCGAGCCUCUGUCUGAUAAGAUUUGCCCAUCACUGACGCUGAUAACUGGCUUAAUGAAAUCUUUGUAUCUCGGAUUGUGGGUCGAGAGUCGAGGCCCAAUAUGCGACUCAGUAGAAUUUAACAGUGUCUAAAUGUAGUCAUUAUUUUCAUUUGAUAGGGCUUAUCAAAAAGGCUUAACUAGGACAAGUGCUUAGGUUUUCUUAUACAUACAAAAUAUCAAAUUAUGGAAAGUAUCUUAAGUUGCAAACUUCAAAUGACCGUUUUAAACAAUCGGAAAUGCUCAUGAGUUCUAUGGGCGACAUUUUCAGCAAUCGGGGAUUGUGCCGUUCGCCACAAUUGGUCCCUGUGUUCGCGCCUGCGGCUGGUGGGUUGAAGAGUAAAGCGGGGACAGUGCAGAGAGCGCACUCGCAAACCUGCUAACUAACCGCAGACCAAUCAUCACUCACAGGACUUGAAGCAUCGCGAAAACUAGCUCAGUGCGGUUGGUAUGCAAUCUAAACGAGCAAAAAACGGUCGGGUGAUCGUUCUUGUGGCCGCUGGGGUUAUAAUCGUUGGUAUAUCUUGCUUAGCAGCCGGAAUCGCGCUGAUGGUAAAAUAUUCAGUAAAGAAGCAAAGCAAAACAAGCUCUGAAAAUGGUUUCACUACAGCAGAAACAAAGAACUCCAGAUUUUCUAGCUUACUUCAAAAGCUACAAGACACUCAUUUUGAGCUCUACCCUGAGCGAAUAUUUAUGAAACCUGAUCUCACUGCUGCAGAAGCCAAGAAAAGGUUUCGUAGCUACGACCCUACGCCUUCUCGACUAAAAUACGUCACGGACACAUCAAGAGCGCUUUUAAAAGAGUUUGAAAACUUUGAUCCUUCGUCCAGUGAGCUGAGCUUGCGAGAAAGGAGGGCUUAUGAGCAGGCUAAAUUCUGGUUGAAGCACGUUUAUCCGCAUGGAAUUCCAUUCGGUUAUGACUACUAUGUUGGCGACUGGCUUCUCGGCCCAGAUGUAUUCUGCUGGAUGCCUAUUUGUUAUGUGCUGGAGUUUUUCGAAUUUACCAUGAAAAAUUUGAAACCAAAUAAUUUGGGUGAAAUGGAGCUUUUUCUUGAGAAGUUGAGGGAGAUUAACAAAACUUUUUCCCAGUAUGAGAGUAAUUUAAAGCUUGGGAUAAAAACUGGAAUGGUGCGGAACGUGGAAGGAUGCGAGUCGGGAUAUAACGGGUUUCGCUAUAAGACCGAGUAUCUCAGCAUCGCGUUGUACGGGCCCGAAGGCGUCUUCAACUCGACCGUAUUCGAGGCCAUCAGUAAGUUAAAUUUCUUUGCCAACUUAAGUCAAGAGGAGCGCGAAGCAUGGCGGGUAAAACAUAAUAAAUCUAUGAACGAGUCGCUCCGAGAACACUUCCUGGAGCAUGUCGGGAAACCCAUUGAUCGAGUGCUCAGGUACUUGGAAACGGACCAUAUUCAAUACUGCGUAUCAGAUGACCUUAUGCAUGGUUUUGGUAAUCUACCGCUGACACAUGUGUACCGCAACGGCACACAGGGAGCCCGAACCACCCAGCGGCUUCCUAGCGGCGAGUUGAUUGACGGGAAAGCUUCUUAUGAUAAGAUUCUAUCAUACUUCAUAUCUGGUGACACUCCGGCGAACGAUAUCCACAAACUUGGAGAGGAGCUAAUCGGUGGGUUCUACGACGAGAUCCUUGAAGUUGCUCGUGAGUUCUCCGGGGAGACUGAUAACGAAAAAGCCAGAGUUGCAUUAAUGAACAGAACUCGCCAGAACGACAUGUACUUCAGUGAUGGCGCGCUCCCGGAGAUCGAAUCAAAUGAGCGCGCGCACAGGCUGUGCAGUACAAAAGAGGCAGCGAGGAUUCACUGUCCCCUGAGAUGGGAGGCGAUUCUGAAGUGGUUCACCUACACUAGGCAGAUAAUGGCUGAACUUGAUGCGAAGACUGUGGACCAGUUUCAUUUCUCUGGCCGCAAACACUCUACGCCUAAUUGCCCUGUUAAGCUAGACGUGGAUUUUAACCCUUCCGUAGCCGCUCAGGGCUAUACCCCAAGUGACGAGAUAUGUUCUCAUGCCGCCGUCUACACCAUACCCUUCUUCCUCAAGAAAGCAGGGCCUCGCUUUGAGGAAUGGACUGUGAGCGCCCACGAGACGAGGCCUGGGCACCACUUACAGGCACAGGGAUAUAAGGAGCGCUUUCGCCCCGGUGAGAAGGGCGUGAUCAGAUGGCUGUCAGAUUUCAUCUAUUUCCUCGGAUUUCAGGAGGGCUGGGCGCUAUACGCAGAGAAUCCACUCAUUGCUAAUGAGACAGACACGUACAAAGGCAGACCUCUCCUGAAAUACGGCAUGCUCAAAUGGCAGCUCUGGCAAGCAAUCCGACUUAUCUUGGACACAGGUUUCCAUAGCAUGAACAUGACGCGCCAGGAAGCACGCAAACUUAUUAAUAAAUACACAUGGGACACCACAGAUAUUCCAGACAAGGAAAUCACGCGCUACCAGAGCCUGCCUGGCCAAGCGGCCACGUACUUGAUGGGUAAACUCCACAUCAUGAGGCUUCGCAAGAGGGCAGAGUCUAGACUCGGGGACAAGUUCAACAAGAAGGACUUCCAUUUCCAGAUUCUAAAGGAUGGUCCAGCACCAUUUGGCUUCCUGGAAAAGACCAUUGAUUUGUACAUCGAGUGUGUGUUGAAGCCUGAACGAAAGGGAUGCCGCGAUGUGUUGAGCGUCCCUACAUUCGAGGACAAUAUCGACGAUACAAACAAUAUGGAUGUGUUGAGCAUGCGCAAGCUUCAUUUUAUGCACAGACGCUGAAUUGAUUAUAAUAAAUUAUUACUCAACGGACGCAUACAAAGGACCGUGUACGCAUGCACAUAAUCGCCAUCGAAAUUUCAUGAGCGCUGUGUGUAAAGUUUGUCUCUAGUUCGAUUAUGCUGUGUUUCGCGACGUAGUAUUUGGUGUGACGUUACAGUUGUUUUAAAUAUAGUGAUGCUUGCAGUUGCAUGACGACGUGAUUUCCCGUACUUUGCGUCGCGUGACUCGAAAUAUGGGUUGUGAAAUGUUGGACUGCCAAUGUGUUGCGUGGCGAUAUACAAAGUAAAGACGUGAUGUUGCAGGUUGCGUGACAGUCUGUCCUAAUUGUUCCGUUACUUUGUGUUGUGACCAAGGUAUGUGGUGUCGUUUGACAAUAACGUGACAAUACAUUAGUACUUACUACAGACUUAUCCAGUCCUUAAUCUACGUGCUUUUCCGAUUAUUCAUUUCUGAGACAAUGUACUCGAAGAAGCGAGUUCUCCUUACUACGCUCUUAAUUUCAAACAAAAUAAACAGGAGAUAGGAAUAUAAAUAACACAAUGAUAGGAUUUACAUGAUCUCACACUUCUUUCUUCUUCUCUUUACCUUAUAAAUAUGAAGAAUGCCAUCAUAGUAAAGCGAAUUGGAUAUUUUCGGUGUUGAGAGUGAAAGCUGUCGGGAGUGGAAGUCAAACCAUGCACAUUGGUUAUUUAUAUCAAUUUUCAAAUCUACACUAGCGUUUUAUGUUAUUCACCCUUGCGCAGCAUUCAUGGGUUCAGAUCAAAUGGAGUUUUGUGCUAAACACUUCCAAAAUUCGUGCUGUAAAAGAGCAAUUGCGUUAAAUUCGCUUCUUCCCAUAAAGAUGAAUAGUUGUUGUAACUUAAAGAGAGUUGAUGACUAUGUAUUGCUCAUUAUUGAGACUCUUAUUUUCCAACAACACAUGUUCUCUGCUCGUUUCCUGUGCCAAAAGAUCAAAAUGACUCGCUUAGAAAAGCGAUAUGAGAGCAGCUAAUUACAAUCAAUAAAUCAAUAAAUUUCUCGUGGGUGGCUAAGACAAACUUUCUUACUUUUAAAAUGAUAAUAUUUAUAUAUUAUACAUACAGUUAGAUUCUAUUAGCUCUUACAAUAGUAUAUACAUAAGAAAGGGCUUAUAACAGCCCCUUGUAAUGACCAGCAAUGAAUAAACUUAUACCAGAACGUUGAGUUCUUAUC